GGACGUCAAGCAGCUGUAGCUGCGCCAUCCGCCAACAGUUUACGUUAUUUCUUUGACGUUAGAAAUCUACCUUUGGCAGCAGGUGAGGUCAAAUGCAGAGGAAAGGAGCGGAAGAGCUUUGCUGACAGGUGGAGAAGACUUUUUAGCUGGUAGCCAAAGGUGGGGGCAGAUGGAAGACAGCACGGCUCUGGUCGACAGUCUGCAGAUAUGGCUGCAGACCUUCAACACUCCUGCGCCCUGCAGAACGGUGGAGGAGCUCACCACUGGAGCGGCAAUGUCGCAGGCACUACAUCAGAUAGAUCCAUCAUGGUUCAAUGAUGGAUGGCUGGCUCGUAUCAAAACAGACGUGGAGGAUAACUGGAGACUAAAGAUUAACAAUCUCAAGAAGAUCCUUCAGAUGGUGGUUGACUAUUACAAUGAGGUCUUGGGACAGGAAAUCUCAGAUUUUCCUUUACCAGAUAUGUCCGUGGUGGCUGAACAUUCAGACGCUGUGGAGCUGGGAAGGCUGCUGCAGCUCAUACUUGGCUGUGCUGUCAGAUGUGAACGCAAACAAGAAUAUAUUCAGAUCAUCAUGACCUUGGAGGAGUCUGUGCAGCAUGUUGUUAUGACAGCCAUCCAGGAGCUCAUGAGUAAAGAGAUCAUGGCUCCGUUUGGAGCUGAACCAUCAGGGGACUUGGAACUGCAGCUAAAAAAAGCCCUAGAGGAGCUUGCUGAACUUCUGUCAGAAAAGGAGGCACUAGCCCAGCGCUGUCAAGAGCUGGACAUGCAGGUGGCUGUUCUUCAAGAGGAACGGAACAGCUUGUUGGCAGAAAAUGAUGUCCUUACAGACCGAGCCAAUCAGCUAGACACGUUUGAUGACCCAAGUACACCCUCAGGGAGAAAACACAGUCAGUUGCAGCAACAACUAGAGACGGUACAGGAAGAGAACUUCAGGCUGGAGGCUGCCAAGGAUGACUACCGGAUCCACUGUGAGCAGUUGGAGAAGCAGCUGAUCGAACUUCAGCACCGUAAUGACGAUCUCACCAGCCUGGCAGAGGAGUCACGGGCUCUUAAAGAUGAACUGGAUAUCCUGAGGAACUGCUCUGAUCGAGUAGUGAUGCUGGAGUCCUCAGUGGACACAUACAAACGCAAGUUGGACAAUCUUGGUGAUCUGAAGAGGCAGAUGAAGCUGCUAGAAGAGAAUAAUAUGACCUACAUGCAAAACACUGUCAGUCUAGAGGAAGAGCUGCGCAAGGCCAAUGCUGCCCGUGCCCAGCUUGAAACGUACAAAAGACAGGUCCAAGAGCUACAUAACAAAUUGUCUGAGGAGACAAGGCGAGCGGACAACCUAGCUUUUGAGAUGAAAAAGUUGGAGGAGAAGCAUGAAACUGUCAUGAAGGAGAAAGAGAGGAUCAUAAUUGAGAGAGAUUCUCUAAAGGAAAUCAAUGAGGAACUGCGAUGCACUCAGGCUCAACAGCAUCAGCUCUCUCAAGCAGGGAUGCUUCCCUCUGGCAGCCCCAGCCAUGAUAACCUGGCAGCUGAGUUAAUGCCAGUUGAAUACAGGGAAAAGUUCAUGAGGCUGCAGCAUGAGAACAAGAUGCUGAGAGUGCAGCAGGAGGAAUUUCAGCAGGAGAAGAUCGCCACUCUGCAGGCCCAGUUGGAGGAAGCUGAGAAAACACGUAGUAAACUGGACACCGAGAACAGAUUGAGCCGAGAGCGGAUCAGUGAGCUGCAGCAGCAGGUUGAAGACCUUCAGAAGGCUCUGCAAAGUCAGGCAGCCAAGCCUGAUGAUUCAAACCUGAAAAGGAAACUGGAUGCUCACAUGGUCCAGUUGAAUGAAGCUCAGGAUGAAAUCAUGAAGAAGAAAGAGCUGCUAGAGGAUCUUCAGCCUGAUAACACACAAACCUCCUUAAAACUGGAUGAGCUGAUGGCUGCUUUGAAGAAGAAAGAUGAUGACAUGAAGGCCAUGGAAGAGAGGUACAAAAUGUACCUGGAGAAAGCUCGUGAUGUAAUAAGAGCAUUGGACCCAAAGCUGAAUCCUGCCACGGCUGAGAUCCAGGCUCUGAGGAACCAGUUAGCAGAACGCGACAGACAGAUUGUCAACCUUGAACGUCUAUGUGAGCAGGCCAGACUGAGAGAGUAUGAGGAGAAGCUGAUUGUCACAGCCUGGUAUAACAAGAGUCUGAACUUUCAGAAGGUGGCCAUUGAAUCACGUCUCGGGGGCUGCACUUCCUCCGUACUCUCACCUGGCCGGUCCUUUUUGUCGCAGCAGCGCCAAGUGUCAAACGCACCACGCCGCACUUCUUCCGUCAGCGUGCCUGCUGCUUCGUCUAAGUAGACUGUGUCACUGAGCCAAACGUGUCACCUAAUUCAAACUAGGCAAAAAUGCACAAACCUCACUCCCUGCAUCAAGUGAGCACUCAAGUGACCUUAAACACAUCUGCUCUCAGCCUUUGGGGAAGGGUCAAGGUUAAGCUGAUUAGGAUCACUGAGCACUUACUUAUCAAACAGCCCAACAGGUCACCCACCUAAGGUUAAAGCAUGCUGUCCCCAUGUACAUUAGCUGGAAAGAUGACCGUGCUAAGAACGUUCACCCCUGAUACAUCUCAUAAGCCAAAACAGUGCAUACUGCUCCAUUUGUAUACUUGCACUGUAUGACCUGCAUGCCCUCUGAUUUUGCUUUUCCAAGUGCAGACUUGGCUGAAUACCUUCUAUAAUCAGUUUGGUAUUGACUCUUUAUAUCCAGUCUCACUGUGUCAGGAAUGACAGGAAUAUGAAUGAAUACUCAACAUAAUCUACAAAUGUGAAAAAGUUGCUGGUACCCAACAAAUUUCCAUUAAUGAAAGGAAAACCCACAAUGGUCACUAAAAUAACUUUGGGCCAGUUUUCUGCAAAAGGUACUCUAUAAAUGAAUGUUUCUUACUUAAGUUAUAAUUUACUGAAACAUGCAUAAUGAAAAUCAUUUAAGGAAUAAAACCGAAUGAAACGAGCAAAGACAAACAGGUUGAAACUCUUAAAAAAGAUUGAAAAUUAUUAGAUCACGGUGAAACAUUUAACUACUGUGUUCUGUAAUUUACAUCAAAAGUGUUUUCAAUCACUUAGCCUAUGUUUAAAGCGUUAAAAAUCGUCACUUUGCUGUUUGGUGUCAAGGUGUUCACCACGCUGAACAACCCAGUUCCACCAGGACUAUAGCAUCUGCAUGCUCAACCAAGUUAGCUCUCCAGCACCCUGUUUUUCUUUCUUUAAUGCACAGACACCAACACAUUUGACCAAAUGUGAAAAACUGGAGCCUAGUGCAUUAAUGAAAGUUUAUGCUAAAGCCAACUAAAUAUAACUUGGGGGGAUUGUAGAAUUGUCUGUGUAUAUAACUGUAAUUGAGAAGACUGAUAAAUAGAAAUGUGCUUGAAAACACCAUUUACUACAUUAGGUGCUGGACACCAACAAUAUUUAAACAGCAAACACUGGGCACUUGCAUGUUUUAUUAUUUUUCUUUUUGAUAAAAUGGAACAUGCCCAUCAUUUCACAAGCUGUGAAAAUCCUACAAGUCAUAACCACAACAAUGACCAGAAUCCACUCUUGAGGUGCUGCAGCAAAUCCAGGACUAGUGUAUUGUGUGUUUUUCUCUCUCUGUUACUCCAGAGUUGAGUUCUGGUUCUCAACAUACAGGCCUUUCUAUUAACUGGGUAUUUUUGAAUAAUAUUUUGUGUGUUAUCAAGAUUAUGAUGUAUAAGAAAUGGUAUAUUUGUAAUGUAAACAUGAUUUAACACCAGCUUUUUAUUGAAAUGUGGGCACUUACCUUCUAUCUGCAAAUUGUAACUUUAGAAUUUUCAAUUAUAGCUUAAUUCUGUUAUAAUAAUUAACGUCUCAUAUUGUUGGUUUUUAGAUGCAGUUUAAACUGAACUAUUGUAGUUUGUUUUGAUAAAGAGGGUUUUCUCUAUAUAUGUUUUCAGCAACACUAAAGAUAUUUUAUGCUAUCAGGACGUUACCAUGUAUGACUUAGAGAUGUGUGUGAUUUUUUUUUUUUUUUAAUCCCCUGUGCAGUGAAGGCUUUUUCUUUGUAGAUUGUAGAUUUAAAUCGUUUGUAUGAAAUGUAUGAAAUGAGAAGAACAAUCAAGUGUAGCACAACACAGGAACCACAGGAGUGGUGUCAGAUGAUUCUGUGUGAAUGGUAAAAGAAGGGCGAAGAGAAUUAUCAGAAAUUCAGGGAGUUUAAAUUUGAAAUGCUUUGUAUUCUGUGUCUGAAUAAAUUAUCUCUUUUUCUAAAACUGUA
Messenger RNA from Cololabis saira (Pacific saury), 4249 nucleotides. RefSeq names its product hook microtubule-tethering protein 1 (gene hook1). NCBI's taxonomy places the organism in Eukaryota, Metazoa, Chordata, Actinopteri, Beloniformes, Belonidae. The record is from RefSeq and is a predicted model, not a curated record. The transcript is spliced from 22 exons. Gene Ontology annotation, molecular function: microtubule binding; dynein light intermediate chain binding. Gene Ontology annotation, biological process: cytoplasmic microtubule organization; cytoskeleton-dependent intracellular transport. Bases 170 to 2317 code for a protein of 715 amino acids. Gene Ontology annotation, cellular component: cytoplasm; centrosome.